CCAGAACGGAAACAGACUGAAACACUCGCGCUUUACGAGCGGCACCUGAAGGCAUCGCGGGCGUGCAGCUGAUAACCGGGAGAAAGGAAGUGCCGUCGCAUCACCGCCGCUGCCACGUCUGACGGAUCCUCCUCCUCCGCAGCAGCAGCAGCAGCAACAACGGCGACGGGAGCGAGCACCCGGGAUGAUGGGCCGGUGCCGGGCGCUGUGGGGAUGAGAGGCAGAGCGGUGGGAGUCACCGAGGAAACGCAACGGAAGGAGCAGACGGAGGGGGAGAGGAAGCGCGCAGAGCCACGGCCCCACCGGCUUGAAACGAGAAGCUCCCCGCGCAGCUCCGAGCUGGAGACGAGCGACGCGGAGAAGCCGCAGCUCUUUUGUUUCGCACGGAGCGGCUUGUGUCUGCGCGUUCCCCGGGCCCGGCAGGAGAGGGUGGCCCCCCAUGCUGAACUCGCCGGGGGAAUGGAGGAAUUCGUGACCGAAGAGGAAGAGCCGUGGUACGACCAGCAGGACCUGGAGCAGGACCUCCACCUGGCGGCAGAGCUGGGAAAGACUCUUCUGGAGAGAAACAAGGAGCUGGAGGAUUCCCUGCACCAGAUGUACAUCACUAAUGAAGAGCAAGUGCAAGAGAUCGAGUACCUGUCCAAGCAGCUGGAGGUGCUUCGGGACAUGAACGAGCAGCAUGCCAAAGUGUACGAGCAGCUGGACGGGACCGCCAGGGAGCUGGAGCGCACCAACCGCGCGCUGGUGAUGGACAGCCGGGGCUCCCAACAAAAGAUAGAGGCGUUAACGGGGACCAUAGAUGCUUUGCAGAACCAGGUGGAGUCUCUCUCGGGGCAGGUGGAGCAGCUUGGCGCCAUGGAGCAGCUCCGAGUCAGGAGGGAGAAGAGGGAAAGGCGCAAGACCAUCCACUCCUUCCCUUGUCUGAGGGAGCUCUGCACGGCACCCAGGUAUGAAGACGAGUUUGUGGUGGGCCGGGCUGAGAGCUUCACAGUGGACGCCAAGCGGCCUCCGUUCGAGGAGGAGAACCAGCACCUGAGGGAGGCGGUGUCGGCUCUGCGAGCGGCCGCCCGCACCGAGAGGGGGCGGAGGGAGGGGGUGGAGCGGGAGUGCAACCUGCUCCUCGGCGAGUUCUCCCGCCUGCAGACGCGGGUGCAGGACGCCGAGAGCUGCCAGGCGAGGGUGCGCGAGCUGGAGGUGGAGCUGCAGGAGCUCCAGCAGCUGCGCCGCGCCCGCACGUUCCUGCUGGGCAGCGAGGACGACGGCGUGACCCUCACCCAGACGGUGCUGAACAGCACGCCGGAGACCGACACCUUCCUGGAAGUGGAGGCCGGGGAGGCGGGAGGGGGCGUGAGGGAGGAGACGGAAGGCGGCGUGGGCGUCGGCGGCGAGGCUCUCCCAGAUUCCAGCCCGGUGAGGAAGAGCUGCAGCGACACGGCGCUCAACGCCAUCGUGGCGCGCGACGCCUCCGGCCGCCGCAGGGGCAGCUACGCCCUGCACGCCAACAGCGUGAGGAAGAGGGGGAUGUCCAUCCUCAGGGAGGUGGACGAGCAGUAUCACGCCCUGCUGGAGAAAUACGAGGAGCUGCUGGGGAAGUGUCGCCGCCACGAGGAGAGCCUGUGUCACGCCGGGGUGCAGACGUCCAGACCCGUGUCCCGGGACCCCUCCAUGAAAGACUGCGCUAUGGGCCCCACGCCGGCGCCUCCGCCCACCCCCACCCAGUCGCCCUCCACCCCCGAGGCCAUCGAGAGCAUCGGCAAGCAGGUGGAGGCGGUGGAUAAGAGGCUGGGGCAGAACACUCCAGAGUACAAAGCGCUUUUCAAAGAGAUCUUCUCUCGGAUCCAGAAGACCAAGAUGGACAUCAAAGCUACCAAAGCGGCGAAGGCCGGCAAGUCUGGCAAAUCCGGCAAGUCUAGUAAACAGUAAAAGGUGCAGCGGUUAGCUCGGAGGUGGGGGGGGACUACAACGCGCCAUCUCCGUGUUAAGUGUCUUAUAGAGGGUAGUAGUUUGGAACAGCUCAGUUCAAUACAGGUCAUCCAUCUGUACAAGCGGGUUUGAUUAGCAUGUGAUUCAUUCGGAAAGCUUUGCAGAAAUGCAUCCUAUUUAUAAAAAACCCAAUGUAUUUAGUCCAGCACUGGAUUGAGUUCAGCCCUCGUCCUGCUCACACUCCGUGUUAACAACUAAAUAUACCGGCUUCCCUGCCUGACUGUAGGCAUCCGUCACAACAAUAAAACGAUCGCAGUUGGCCUCACGAAGUGCACAACAUGUCAAAGCUUCACAAAAUAACACUCACUGACAAACGAGUGGAAUUCGAAAUAUUCUACUAACAUAAAUCUGUAUUUUUUUCCCCGUGGUUUUAUAAUGGCCUCUACUAACACUUGCAUAGUCUCAGUUAGUAAAAGCAGGAUGGACCCUCUCAGGCUACAGUCGGCCUCUACGAGGAGCUCGGGGGGGGCGGUGAGUCACCUGGUGUUGCUCGGGGCACAGUACGCGCGCACAACCCGCUUUUAGCUUCACGGAGGCCUUUUCGUGUGGAUGACGUCGCUACCUUUGCACCGCUCUCUGUGUGCCUCGUCCGCUUAUCUAGAGAUUGUGGAGGAACAGCUGCGUUCCUGUCGGGUUGUUCUGAACGUUGAUGCCACUCUCCUUUCCGUACGGGUCAUUUGAAAACCACAGCUUACCCGAGCUCAGCAUUAAGACGGUGAGUGUGGGGUGGGCGGCAGACUGUUUCCUACCAAGCUAUUUUAGAUAUAACAUUGAACAUUUGUUAGCUUUGAACAUAGCGAUGCUAUUGUUUCUGUCUUUAGAUAAGCAAGCUAUCCGAGUGCUACCUUUUAGCGUCAUAUUGAGCAACACAAUGCUGGACAAGUGUUUAGGCCUGUCACGGUAAUUACUUUAGUUUGACAAUAUAUUCAUUAUAGUAAAAAAUAUUAACCAUACCGUAAGACCAUUUCUAUCCCAGUGAUAUAAUAUAAUGGCAUAAUAAGUGUAGCCUUUCAAACACAAAUACUUAUAGUAUUGAGUAUAUUUAAAUACUCUAUUACGGGGGAAACCCUGCAAUUUGAAAUCUUAAUGUCAACAAACACAAUGGUUUAAGAUGUCGCAAAAUAUAUUCAAAACCUGGUCCAUAUGUUGUACUUAAGUCGAUGGCCUAACGAUGCUCAACAUCACUACGGUAGAUCAAUUAUGUAAUUAUCCUGACAGGCCCACUUAUGAUUACUACUUUUACCACUUGUGCUUGCAUUCAAAGUACUCGCAUUUCUUCCUCGUAAAUACCUUCCCCUUUUAAAUGUUAAUGUCACUUAAGUUCUCACUUUGAAUACUGAAGAUCUCAACUGGUCAACAUUGGGGCAUCAAUACCAUUAGCUUAUUAAGACACAUUGAUAAUGGUGAGUAGGCUAUAAUCUAAUUAUCUAACAUUGAUGCUAAAAUGCUGCUGUCUUGCAAAAGAAGAUUGUUAUUUUUUACUACUUCCGGGGCGUUACGGACACUCGCCAUGCAGAAUUUAAAUAUAUAUCAAAACAGCAACAAGAAUAAGGCUUCAAACCAGGACUAACAUGCAAACAAAUAGCAAUUUCUCCCAAUAGACACUACAUCAGCCUUUUUUUCCUGAGGAACCUCCCCUUCAUGUGUAAACAUUUUGUGUUAUUUAACGUUCCAACAAAUCGCUCAUUUCCUAUUUAAAUCUUCACCAAAGUUGAAGCCAUAGCUGAGCUUGAAACCUUUCCCAAGCAUCACAGCCGACACCGCGAGGGACCGUACCGUGUGGCAAAUAUGUGGAAAAAGAGCAAAGGAUGGAUGGGAGCUCGCUCCCUGGUGCUGAACAGCUGUGGCAUAUAGGAGUGUAUUUGAGGUCUACCUUGAUGUUAUUUCAAAUAAUUGAAGUGUACAGAGGGAGCAGCCUGUGUUAGCAUAGAACAGAACCAGGCUAAACCAGAUCUGGUUAAAGGUUUGUAAUAUGUAUUUACUGCAAUGUCUAACCUAUUGCACCUGAACAUGAGUGAUGCCUCAUCUUUUGUUAAUUCAGUAUAGCUAACUUGAGAUUGUACUCUUGUAUUUAUUUGUGUCUGAAUGUUUCAGACAUGUUUUUUUUUCCUUUUUCAGUGCCUAUACGUGAAUGUCACUGUCAAAUUAUCUGAAUAAAGUUAUUUGAUUGGCUUUA
Messenger RNA from Pungitius pungitius (ninespine stickleback), 4159 nucleotides. RefSeq names its product cerebellar degeneration-related protein 2-like. The transcript has 6 exons. Bases 214 to 1923 code for a protein of 569 amino acids. Lineage: Eukaryota; Metazoa; Chordata; Actinopteri; Perciformes; Gasterosteidae. The record is from RefSeq and is a predicted model, not a curated record.